CAGGGGAGGCCACUAAGUUCAGUUCACGUCGUCACUUUUCAUAUUUGUUGUUCGUUUCUUAUGUUUUUAUUAUAAAUCUUUUCAUAGAUCCGCUUAAAUAUUUCAAUGACACGGCAAGCUAAAACUUAUCUGAUAAAUGAAGGUUUUGGUGCUUUCGUCUCUUCGCUCGGAGACUGGAAAUUGUUCAACUGCUCGCCGAAUAAGGGAUGGUUUGACGAAGUGCGACGUUGAGUGUGUAUUGGCUGGAGUGCAUCAGUUUGGUAGCUGCAAUGAUCUUGACGUCUUCAUCAAGUCCAAUCAAAUCCAUUGUGUUGUUGGUAUCCAUGCUUGGAGGGCAGGCUAUUUACUUUGGGAUUGCUCUGUGCCAUACUGCCUUGUGCUUGGUGGAACAGAUGUCAAUGAACACUACAAAGACAGUAGUCACAUGGUUGUCAUGACAACAGCAAUCAAACAGGCAAGAUGUGUUGUUGCAUUCAGUAAACCCAUGUUUAGAAGGGCUGUUGAAUUAUGGCCUGAGUGUGAAGAAAAGACUCUGAUACAGCCACAGGCUGUUUCAGUGAGCCCAUCGAGUGCAUCAUUUCAAGCAAGAUUUAAAAACUUUUGCGAUGAAUCAAAUUGCAACUGCCAGGUGCAGGUUAAAGUAAUCUUUCUUCUUGCUGGUGGAAUGAGACCGGUAAAGGAUGUUACAUUCUUAAUGAGAGCUAUUUCAGAUUGGCAUGAGAGAGACCCAAGAAUCCACUUGUUUAUUAUUGGGCCCGAGUUAGAUGAACGGUAUGCAUCACAGGUCAAGCUGGAAGCCGAAAAAUGUCACGGUGUGGUAUUAGUUCCUGGACUACCAACACCAGAAAUGCAUGCGUGUAUGCGUGAUUCAUUUGCUCUCCUGAACACAUCUCUCAGUGAGGGAAUGGCUACCUCGUUACUUGAGGCUAUGGCACUUGGUGUACCUGUCCUGGCUAGAGACAUUGAAGCGAACUCAGCAAUCAUACACCACAGGAAAACUGGAUUACUUUUCUCGAUACCAGACGAGUUUGUUUCUUUAGCAAGAGAGUUGAUGGUGUCCCCUUCACUGCGAAAGGAGCUGGUUACCCAUGCCAGGAAAUAUGUAGAGAUGACACACUCAUUCAACAAGGAGAAGAGGACUUAUUUCUCAAUAAUACAACAGAUGGUUUCUUUGUGAUUUACCCUUUUACCACCGACAGAAUUAAGGUCACAUAGCUUAUACAGCAUAGACUUGGCCGGGUUCUCUAGAGGCAUUUUGUGGUCAAUAACAUGGCUGGAGGGGGUCGGGGGUGGAGUUUACCCUUUUUUAUCCAUAGAAAGUCUACUUAUUUUUCUGUAAUGAAAAUGAAAUGAAUUAUGUAAUGAAAUGCCAAUUUUGUACAAAGAAAAGACAGAAUAAGUAAUAAAACAAUAUUUAAUAUCGUGCUAUUUCUAAUCAGUAUUUGAAAAACUGUUAUUCUCCUGUACAUUCAAAUCGAUUUCUAAUUUUGAAUAGAAACUGUUACGUAUUGUUACAACAGCAUUGUGCAAUCAAGAAGUCACUUUUAGGGUUGGUUUUAGCUUUUUUUCUAGAACAUUUAAAUUUUUUAUGGAAUGUGAAUGAAUUGAGUUUCAGAAAAAAUUAAGAUAAUUUAUACAAAUUUUGUACAAAGAAAAGACAGAAUGAGUAAUAAAACAAUAUUUAGUUUCUU
Messenger RNA from Nematostella vectensis (starlet sea anemone), 1691 nucleotides. Its product is annotated as glycosyltransferase 1 domain-containing protein 1. The transcript is spliced from 12 exons. The coding region runs from base 137 to 1177 and encodes 346 amino acids. The record is from RefSeq and is a predicted model, not a curated record. Gene Ontology annotation, molecular function: glycosyltransferase activity. NCBI's taxonomy places the organism in Eukaryota, Metazoa, Cnidaria, Anthozoa, Actiniaria, Edwardsiidae.